AUGGCUCCUAUGCAACUUUCCGUCUGUACUACUACUCUGUGUCUAGACAUGAGUGCUUUCAGCGUACGAAGCAGCGCAAAUCAGAAGACGGCAUCACCAUCCGAGAAGAGGAAAGUUAAUCCAUUGUUUGGGAGUAAGGGUUCUGAGCUUGAAAGGCUCACCACAAAGACUCUCGAGAAAGGCAACCUCAAGGAAGCGGUGAAAUUACCUGCUGGUGAAGACAUCAACCAGUGGUUGGGCAUUCACACCGUAGAUUUCUGCAAUCAAAUAAACCAUUUGUACGCUAGUGUCGGAGACUUCUGCACACCCAAGACUUGCCCUAUCAUGAAUGCUGGAUCUGGAUAUAAGUAUAAAUGGGCAGAUGGAGUUACUAUAAAUCGGCAUAUAACUGUUUCAGCUCCUGAGUACGUUGAGUAUCUGGAGGAUUGGAUUCGAACUCAGAUGGGUGACAAAACUAUCUUUCCGCAGAAAACUGGAGCACCAUUCCCGCCAGAAUUUAAGGAUUCUGUGAAGCUGAUUCUGAAGAGGCUGUUUCGUGUUUAUGCACACAUCUAUCAUUCUCACUUUAAGAAGAUUGUGCAUCUCGAGGCAGAAGCUCAUCUCAACACAAGCUUCAAACAUUUUGUUCUCUUCGUAACUGAGUUCAAGCUGGUUGAUAAAGUUGAGUUGGAUGCUCUGGAAGAGCUCGUGGAGAAGAUUCUGGAUCCCUAG
Messenger RNA from Microthlaspi erraticum, 711 nucleotides. The record is from the annotation of a GenBank genome assembly. Lineage: Eukaryota; Viridiplantae; Streptophyta; Magnoliopsida; Brassicales; Brassicaceae.